Periconia digitata is the source of this 1704-nucleotide messenger RNA. The record is from the annotation of a GenBank genome assembly. NCBI's taxonomy places the organism in Eukaryota, Fungi, Ascomycota, Dothideomycetes, Pleosporales, Periconiaceae.
UUGAUGCCUCCUGAAAGAAUACUAGACAGGGGACGCGCAUCCAAAGCCUGCUCCGCCUGUCGCAAGCAAAAGACAAGAUGCUAUGAUGGAGUUUCUGGAAAAUCUUGUCUUCGAUGUGAGAGGCUUGGCAAUGAGUGUUCGCUCAUUACGGAGGUCCGGAUGCAAUGGACCAGUAAUGCGGGUACAGAUGAAACUCAUAAUGAUCAUGAAAGAAUAGAACGACUCGAACAACUGGUUGCCACAUUCGCGAGGCGAUUAGACGAUGUUGAAUCUAUCCUACCCCCAAAGGCACGGUAUCAAGAUCGAGCAGACGGCGGUAGCCAAGUGCAGUAUGACCGCGAAACGGAAGCAUUCAGUGCACCACUGUUUGUGCUUCGAGAUGCGGCAACUCAAUCCGGAUUGCGAGUAGCGGACGACACGACAGCAGCCACUCCUGCUCGGGCCCAAUCCGACGAUAUCAUCCUACAAGGCUUACUUAGCGAAGAAGAAGCAACAUUUUUGUUAAAUCUAUUUCGCGAAAGUUACGGCCGUUGGGUUGCAUUCGACUCCUCUAUGCCAAUCCAGCACUUACUGCAAGACGCUCGCAAGUCGCCAAUCUUGUUAGUCGCAUGUUGUUUGAUCGCAGUGCGUAACACGUCAGCCACCCAAGCAGCACGUCUCGCCCCAGGAUUAUGUGCGCAUGUAAAGAAGUUGCUAUCUCAAGCGAUGCUUAGUGUACCACAGCCCAUUGACUUUUUCCAGUCAGUGCUAGUACUCAGUCUAUGGUCAACCACUGUCGGGAAGAUACCACUCGGCAUCGAUGGUUGGCUUCUUAGCGGGUUCGCUCUUCAGCAUAGUAUGGCAAGCAGCUUGUUCGUUUCAUCUAGUCAAGAACUUCGAAACGGUCUAGAGAAAACAGAGCUGGACCACUUGUGCAUCUGGAAUCAUAUUUGUCUUGCCCAUCUUCAUUACUGUGUCGGGACACACCGAAGAUCCGUCCUCACUCAAGACGAUGUGAGUAGGUGUCGGUUGAUACUAAGCGCGGACCAUGCUACGAAUUUUGAGUCCAGAAUGGUCGCAGAGGUCCAUCUAUAUUGGAUAAUUUACCAAAAUUGUAACACAUGGAUCGAUUUACCCAAGGCCCAGGCUGCAUUGAAUUCCUGGAAAAUGGAGUGGGGAUUUCUUCUAGACCAACCGGAUGCCCAAUUCAUUCAGAUGGGUUUCUGGUUCGCGCAACUUCUUUUCCACGACCGCGCGCUCAGAACCCAACCCACCCUUUCGUCCCCCCUCUUCUCAGAAAUGAUCCGGUUAUCAACAUCCAUCAUGAAAUGUGCAAUUGAAUCUAGCGAUCAUCAAACACCCUAUCUCACCGACCACAUCUUCCACAUGAUCAGCUUCGCUGCUGUUACGCUCUGUCGCCUCCUCCACAAAAACGAAGAACAACUCUCUUCCACACAUAGCAUUCAGGCUCUUGACAAUGAAGUGAUAGCUGUGGUGGUGUGGCUUCAUGGCGUGGGCCUUCCGUGCCAUGUGGCGCAUACCAUGGGCGAUGUCGUGCUAGCCAUUCACAGCAGAUUACGACCGGAGUUCAAUAUCGAGACGAGGAAUCAAAUGGUAGGUGGGGUGGAUGAAGGGGUCCAAGAGGAUUUUGCGCUGUUGUUUCCAGAGUUUUAUGGGCUGGCUGCUUGGGAUGUGAUUAACGGUUCUAUGCUGCCUACCUUCUGA